Messenger RNA from Ictidomys tridecemlineatus (thirteen-lined ground squirrel), 3231 nucleotides. RefSeq names its product tetratricopeptide repeat domain 27 (gene Ttc27). Lineage: Eukaryota; Metazoa; Chordata; Mammalia; Rodentia; Sciuridae. Gene Ontology annotation, molecular function: protein binding. The record is from RefSeq and is a predicted model, not a curated record.
UUCCUAUGCGGAAACUGGGUCAGAGAGCACGUGUGUUUUUCCCAGGGUGCUCUGCGCUGCUGUCAUGGCCGCCCCCUUAGGUCAAUAUCCACACAUGGAGUUAUAGCUCUGUGGGUGUCGUUAUGAUAAUUGUCACUACUUGAUUUCGGAGAUUUUGGAUCCGUUUUCUUUCAUUAUUCGUUCACUGCUGUGUGAUCCUCAUAGGAACGCAUUUUGGCUACAGCGAUGUCCGGGCUGAUACGGACCCCGGAGGUGGCAGUUCUGAGGGGCUUCCCCACCGAGGCUGAGCGGCAGCAAUGGAAGCAGGAGGGGGUCUUCGGCUCUGAGAGUGGAUCUUUCUUACAAUUACUAUUAGAAGGGAGCUUCGAGGCCAUGUUCUUACAUUCAGUGACUCAAAAUAUUUUAAAUUCAACUAUGAUGGCUGAAGAAAAGAUUGACAGCUACCUGGAGAAGCAGAUAGUUACAUUUCUGGAUUGCUCAGCAGAUUUGGACCAAACAGAAAGGCAACAGCUGAUAUUCCUCCUUGGUGUGAGCAGUUUGCAGCUUUUUGUUCAGAGUAACUGGACGGGGCCUCCUACGGACUUGAACCCUCAGGAUUUUUUACCAUCUACUUUGUUACAGCAGUUCAGUGAGGUCAAAGGACUGGAUACAGUUAUUUUGAGCCUGCUCAUUUUAGAUGGUGAAUCAGUGUACAGCCUCACUUCAAAGCCUAUACUGCUCCUUAUAGCACGCAUUAUCCUGGUGAAUGUUAGACAUAAACUGGCAGCAAUUCAGAGUUUGCCAUGGUGGACUCUGAGAUGUGUGAAUAUCCAUCAGCAGUUGCUUGAGGAGCGUUCACCUCAGCUUUUUGCUCUUGCUGAAAACUGUAUUGAUCAAGUGAUGAAACUAGACAAUCUGUUUGUAGGUGAUUCGGGGCAUUAUUUGGCUAUUCAAUUCCAUCUGGAAUGUGCAUAUAUAUUUUUAUAUUAUUAUGAGUAUAAAAAAGCAAAAGAUCAGUUCAAUAUUGCUAAAGAUAUCGGCAAGUUGCAUAUUGAUUUGACAGGUGCUUUGGGAAAAAGGACACGAUUCCAGGAAAAUUAUGUGGCACAACUGAUUCUAGAUGUAAGAAGGGAAGAGGAUGUCCUUUCACAUUUUGAGUUCAGUCCAUCACCCACUCCUCAGGAACACUUAACCAAGAAUCUUGAGCUCAAUGAUGACACUGUUUUGAAUGAGAUAAAGUUAGCAGACUGUGAGCAGUUUCAGAUCCCUGACUUAUGUGCUGAAGAGCUUGCUAUUAUCCUUGGAGUCUGCACAAAUUUUCAAAAGAAUAACCCAGUGCAUAAGCUAACUGAAGAGGAGCUGCUGGCAUUUACAUCAUGUUUGCUUUCACAACCGAAGUUCUGGGCCAUUCAGACAUCAGCCUUGAUCCUCCGGACGAAACUUGAGCGAGGAAGUACGCGGCGAGUGGAGCGGGCAAUGAGGCAGACACAGGCUCUUGCAGACCAAUUUGAAGAUAAAGCUACAUCUGUAUCGGAACGAUUGAAGGUUUUCUAUUGCUGUCAAGUACCACCAUACUGGGCCAUUCAGCGCCAACUGGCAAGUUUGCUGUUUGAGUUGGGAUGUACCAGUUCAGCUCUUCAGAUCUUCGAGAAGCUAGAAAUGUGGGAAGACGUGGUCAUUUGCUAUGAGAGAGCUGGGCAGCAUGGGAAGGCAGAAGAAAUCCUCAGGCAAGAGCUGGAGAAAAAAGAAACACCAAGUUUAUAUUGCUUGCUUGGAGAUGUCCUUCGAGACCACUCCUGCUAUGACAAGGCCUGGGAAUUGUCCCGGCACCGCAGUGCUCGGGCCCAGCGCUCCAAAGCCCUCCUUCAUCUUCGGAACAAGGAGUUUCAAGAAUGUGUGGAGUGCUUUGAACGCUCAGUGAAGAUUAAUCCCAUGCAGCUUGGGGUGUGGUUUUCUCUAGGCUGUGCCUAUUUGGCAUUGGAAGACUAUGGAGGCUCAGCAAAGGCAUUCCAGCGUUGUGUGACCCUAGAACCUGAUAAUGCUGAGGCUUGGAACAAUUUAUCAACCUCCUACAUCCGAUUAAAGCAAAAAGUAAAAGCUUUUAGAACAUUACAAGAAGCCCUCAAGUGUAACUAUGAACACUGGCAAAUCUGGGAAAACUACAUCCUCACCAGCACUGACGUUGGGGAAUUUUCAGAAGCCAUUAAAGCUUAUCACCGGCUUUUGGACUUACGAGACAAAUACAAAGAUGUUCAGGUCCUUAAAAUUCUGGUCAGGGCAGUGGUUGAUGGGAUGACUGAUCGCAGUGGAGGUGUCGCCACCAGCCUCAAAGGGAAGCUGCAGGAGUUAUUUGGCAGAGUAACUUCAAGAGUCACCAAUGAUGGCGAAAUCUGGAGGCUGUAUGCCCAAGUGUGUGGAAAUGGGCAGAGUGAAAAGCCUGAUGAGAAUGAAAAGGCAUUCCAGUGUCUCUCGAAGGCAUACAAGUGUGACACACAGUCCAGUUGUUGGGAGAAAGAUAUUACAUCAUUUAAGGAAGUUGUUCAAAGAGCCUUAGGACUUGCACAUGUGGCUAUAAAAUGCAGUAAAAACAAAUCCAGUCCCCAAGAAGCUGUACAAGUGCUUUCUUCAGUCCGACUCAAUUUACGGGGCUUAUUAUCUAAAGCAAAGCAACUUUUUACAGAUGUGACAAGAGGAGAAAUUUCUGGGGAUUUAGCAGAUGAAGUAGCAGCUAUGGAUGCCUUGGUCACAGAGCUCCAAGACCUAAGCAACCAGUUUCGAAAUCAGUAUUGACUCUGUUGGAAGCAUUCUGGAAAAGGUGCCUUCAUCUUUUGGAGUUUCUCUUAUAUUGUAUAUAUCUGAAACACUGAACUGAUUUUUAAAAUAAAUUUCUGUUUUAUGACUAACAUUCUUGUUUUUGUGAUAUUCUUAAAAGUUUGCACGUUCUAAAGAACAUAAAAAGAUCCUUAUUUCUUUAGGCCUUAAUUAUGGUUAAUUUCAUGAUUUGUAUUAUUCUUGAGGUAUUUCAGCACAAAAAGAAAAUAGUUUCCUUUUUAGGAUAGUGUUUAAUUCUCUGUCAGCCUAACAUGAAUUGGAUCAUUCCUUGGAAAAACAGUCUGAACCGGAAAAAAAAAAUAUACUACAAUUUGUGGAAUCAUUAGAUUGGCUGCUUUAUUGUCCAAGGGUGUUUUAAAAAAAAAAAAAAAAGUGGAUUUGGUGAUGGAAACAUUUACACUUGAGAUUUUAUGUUUGUGU